GUUGUAUUUUAGAUGGAAACACGACAACAUCGGUUGGAGGUUUAUAAACAGUGGAUGCUUUUAUAGGAAUUAAUUAGAGAGGCAAAUAAGAAUGGGCAAGACAGCUGUUGCCGAGUAUGUGGACUAUGCGACCAUCCACGGGGUAGAGCGAAUAAAAAACUCGCCGUUUGCUGCGUUGAAGAUAACUUGGCUAAUAGCGCUGUGCGCUUCCCUUGGGAUGAUCACGUGGCAGGUCGUUAUGCUGUACCAGAAAUACGACAGCCACCCUGUUUCCACUUCCAUUGAGAUGAAGACAGUAAAGAAGAUGAAGUUCCCAACGAUCGUCAUCUGCAACACCAACCCUAUCCAAUAUCACAGUUUUCCAUACACCUCGCCUUUAGAAGAUCCGCUUAAUGAGGCGGCAGCAAAAUACAGCAUCGACAGAGAAAUGUUUGAAUCUAACGAUAGUUUGUUCACCUACAACUACACCGAUUUCGAUAAAAUUAAAGUCCCUACGGACUUUGAUGCUGACAUUAUGGUCAACACGGCGGAGAAGUUCAAAAUGCGGUUAAGUAAUUUGUCCGAAUCCGAGCUGAAGGAAUUUUCGCAGCCUUACGACACAUUUGUCCUGUCCUGCACCUUUGCCGGGAAGUCGUGCUCACAAUCUGCCAUCGGAAGUGACUCCACAUUUCGCACAUAUGACUACGGACUGUGUUUUGUGUUUGACCCCACGAAGCAAGAUGGUAUCUCACCUUCAGGGGAAGUGUCUUCCUCGGGUCAAAGAUACGGUUUAGAAUUGUUACUGAACGUUGAUCAAUUCGAAAGUGUUCCAUUCGUGACGUCAUCAAGUGGCGUUGUGAUAGCCCCGUUGUAUGACGUAGGUGAAUACCUCGAUGCAAAUGCGGGUGUAUUUGUCCCUACAGGUUUCCAAGCCGACAUAGCAGUAUCAAAGACUGUAACUGAAAGGGUUCCCGGUAAGAACAACGAAAGUCCGAUGUGUGACGUCAUCUCAAAUGCAUCAGUUUACGACUGUCUCCGUCAAUGUCGUCAAGAAAAUAUAGCGCUGAGGUGCGGCUGCUACCAACAGGUUUACCUCUUCAACAAGGUGAAGGACGAUACUGAUUUCAAUGAGACAUUUGACGAUGAAACGCGUAAUAGGGCUUGCUUGUCGGACGAAGACUACGUGUGCAUUAUCAAGGCAUUGGAUGAAUUCACGAAUUCCACUCCGUCCGAGUGCAAAUGCAUAAGCCCGUGCAGAGAAGAGGUCUACACGCAAGACAUCACGUUGAUUUCUUGGCCGACCGAAAAGUACUUACCCAUUCUGCGGCGGAUAAUAACGGCAAAACUUCAAACUGGAAACAUUGGAUUUGACCGCAAUCAAAUCAGAGAUAACUUUCUACUUGUUCGGGUUUAUCUGAAGACUCUGUCAUACGAAGUUAUCAAGGAGAGCUAUGCAUAUGAGAUUGUGAACUUCGUCAGUGACAUCGGUGGUCAGCUUGGAUUGUGGGCGGGGUUCUCCGUGCUCUCAAUCCUUGAGAUCAUGGAACUCGUGUUCCUACUCGUUACGAAGAAGGACAACCAAACUGGACCGGAGAAGGUAGACGGUCAAAUAAUCAAAGUAAAGAAACAGAUCCAACUAAACUCUCCGCCUAUGAUUAUGGUUAAAGAAAUCAUGUCUACAGAGAGUUAAUAUCUUUAACAAGAAGCAAAAAUGCAUAGUGUGACAGUGGUCAAUUUGUUUAUUUGAAUACAUUUUAGAUUACAAAUCUCCGUCAGUGACAUUUUAAUUACGCUAGGAUUGUAGUUUCUCUCAACUGUUGUUUUUUAACCAUAAGUCUAUAUGUUAAGAUGUUUGACAUUUAUAUGCAUCAGCCUAAGUGAAACAUUUGUAAUGGAGACAGCGUGGAGGGUAGUGUCUAUAGGUCUAAUUCAGUUGUCUGCCAUUAAGUUGCAUUCUCCAAGAUUAAUAAGCCUUUAUUUAUAGUGCUAGACUUAAAA
Dreissena polymorpha is the source of this 1977-nucleotide messenger RNA. RefSeq names its product degenerin-like protein asic-2. Gene Ontology annotation, biological process: sodium ion transmembrane transport. Gene Ontology annotation, cellular component: membrane. NCBI's taxonomy places the organism in Eukaryota, Metazoa, Mollusca, Bivalvia, Myida, Dreissenidae. Bases 92 to 1669 code for a protein of 525 amino acids. The transcript has 12 exons. Gene Ontology annotation, molecular function: ligand-gated sodium channel activity. The record is from RefSeq and is a predicted model, not a curated record.